AUGAACACUGAUCGCUUAGUAGAAGGCGACUACGAUAUCUUUUGCCCUCGGGGCGACAUCAAACUGACCGAAGAGGACUGCGUGCGACGAGUUUACUCCGGUAGCCAAAGCAGCCGAGAAAACUCCUUUCGGCAUUUUGUGCGGGCGCGAGAUGGUAAAUGCGUGUUGACUGGAGUAGUCAACAAAUAUGCAAGUGAGGAUAGGUGUUGGGUCGGCUUCGAAGCGGCGCACAUCUUCCCUAUGGUGCACGAGGGACUUUGGCGCCGGUGUAAUCUCAGCCGUUUUAUCACGCGUCCUGGACGACACACAAUCCACUCAGUCCAGAACGGGCUAUUAGUUACGACAACAAUGCACCAUCUAUUUGAUAGCUUUCUCGUUUCCGUUAACCCAGAUGAUUGCUACAAGAUCACGGAUUUUGGUGCCAAUAACUUCAACGUCGAUGGUCGAGUACUGGAUAUCGUGUGCCGAAAUCCGAACAAUCCUGACCCUGCGAGCACGAUUUUCCCCCCGGGCACUGAUAUGAUGAAAGAAAUCCUCCAAGGCCCAGUUCCGGCUCAGCGCAUGGAACUGGAGCUAUUCUCUCGGUUACAAAGAAUUCCGCAAGAGGACGAGGAAAGCCCGAAGACAGAAGGGGAAGGGGAAGGGGAAGAGGAAGGCCAAGGCCUGGCAUAG
Penicillium psychrosexuale is the source of this 672-nucleotide messenger RNA. RefSeq names its product HNH endonuclease signature motif containing protein. The coding region runs from base 1 to 672 and encodes 223 amino acids. Lineage: Eukaryota; Fungi; Ascomycota; Eurotiomycetes; Eurotiales; Aspergillaceae. The transcript has 4 exons. The record is from RefSeq and is a predicted model, not a curated record.